Lachancea thermotolerans CBS 6340 is the source of this 1881-nucleotide messenger RNA. RefSeq names its product Ptr2p (gene PTR2). Gene Ontology annotation, biological process: transmembrane transport; oligopeptide transport. Lineage: Eukaryota; Fungi; Ascomycota; Saccharomycetes; Saccharomycetales; Saccharomycetaceae. The coding region runs from base 1 to 1881 and encodes 626 amino acids. The transcript has a single exon. Gene Ontology annotation, molecular function: dipeptide transmembrane transporter activity. Gene Ontology annotation, cellular component: membrane. The record is from RefSeq and is a predicted model, not a curated record.
AUGUCCGACCACGAGAAGCUCUCCAGUGUCGAGAAAUCGCAGGUCGCGGUCCUCGAGACUGACACCUACUCCGAAGGCGGGUCCGGCACGCCGCUGUCGCUGCCGGAGCCCACGGAGCACGAGCGCACCACGCUGCGCCGCGUGCUCGAGCACCCCAAGUGGUACGUCUACUUCAUCUGUCUGAUCGAGUUCUCCGAGCGUGCGUCGUACUACGGUACCGGCGACCGUCUGAACAACUUCAUCCAGCAGCCGCUGCCCGCCGGCGGUAACGGCGCUGGUGCGCCCGCGCACGGCGCCGCGGGCGACUCGGCCACCGCGGGCGCGCUGGGCAUGGGCCUACAGACCGCAACGGCGCUCAACCUGCUGCUGACUUUCCUCGCGUACUGUUUCCCACUGGUCACAGGGUACAUCGCAGACCGGUACUGGAGCCGGAUGCGGAUGCUGUGGAUCGGCGUGUUUGUGGGCAUCAUAUCGCACGUGAUAUUCAUCAUUGGCGCGCUGCCUCCCGUGCUCGGCAACGGGCAGGCGGCGCUGGCGCCUUGCGUCAUUGGGAUCAUCACGCUGGCCAUCGCCACGUCGUUCGUCAAGCCUGUACUGCUGCCCACGCUUCUAUCGCAGUACCCGCACGAGACCGACGUGGUCAGGACGCUGGCGUCGGGCGAGCGCGUUCUCGUGGACCGCGACGCCAGUCUGCAGCGCAUGACUAUGACGUUUUACUGGAGUAUCAACAUCGGCAGCUUUUUGUCCGUGGCAACCAGCUACGCGGCGCGCGACAUCGGGUAUUGGCUCGCGUUUCUGAUCCCACUAAUCCUGUAUCUGAUCAUGCCCGCGGUGCUGCUGGUUCUGGGCCGCUACCUGCGCGACGAGCCUCCCUCUGGGCGGUCGAUGCUAGCGGACUGUUGCAAAGUGCUGCGCGUGUGUUUCGAACGCGGGUGGUGGCGCCGGUACCGUAGCGGGGACUUCUGGAACUACGCGCGGCCCUCGCGGCUGCGGCAGGCCGGCCGCGCCGGGUGGCGGCGCAAGGGCGCGGGCGGGUUCUACGCGGAGUCGCUGGUGCAGGACACGCGUGUGACGCUGAGCGCCAGCGCGAUCUUCCUGUACUACGUGAUCUACAACAUCAACGACGGCGGGAUAGGGUCGAUCAUGAACUCGCAGACCGCGUCGCUCACUUCCAACGGCGUGCCCAAUGACCUCAUCAGCAACUUCAACCCGCUGUGCAUCAUCGUGUUCAUGCCCGUGCUGGACCACGUGCUGUAUCCGGUGCUGCGCAAGAUGCGGUGGAACUUCAAGCCCGUGUACCGGAUCUUCUGCGGGUUCAUGAUCGCGGCGCUCGCGAGCGCGGUCGGCGCGAUCAUCCAGACCGUGAUCUACAAUACCAGUCCCUGCGGGCGCUACGCGACCGAGUGUGACAAGGGCGUGUCGCCCGUGUCCAUGUGGGUGGUGGCCGUGGAGUACGCGCUGACCGGGCUGAGUGAGUGUCUGGCGAUGACCACGGGUUACGAGAUCGCGUUCGAGCGCUCGCCAGCGCACAUGAAGAGUUUCGUGAUGGCGUUGUUCCUGUUCACGAGCGCGCUGUCCGCGGCGCUGGGCGAGAUUGUCACGCCCUCGCUGGUCGACCCACACCUGGUGAUCCCCUUCGGCGUGCUGGCCGGCCUGGGGGCGUUCAUGGCGUUUGUGUUCCUGUGGCGCUACUGGAGCCUGGACAAGACAAUGGAGCUGGAGCGCGCCGAGAGACGCGCCCUGGAAGCCGAGGAGGGCGCCAUGCCCGCCAUCACGAGCGUGCGCUCCUACGUGUCGGGCGCGGAAGACGUUGACCACCCGGAGGGCCUGGAGCACGUCCUGAGCGUCACCAGCGCCGCAGUCGUCAAGGACCACAAGUGA